CUGUGCCCUGGGGACAGUGGAUCAGUGGAUCCCAGCUGCGGACACACCAGCCGGAGGCUGGAGUCGCCAUGGACGCAGAAGGCUUGGCACUGCUGCUGCCCCCUCCCACACUGGCAGCGCUGGCCAGCAGCUGGCUGCAGGAGGACUGCCCCGGCCUCCACGUCACAGCCCUGGUCACCGGCGCAGCCCCCUCGCAGGCGGCGCUGUGGGCCAAGUCCCCCGGGGUACUGGCUGGACGGCCCUUCUUCGAUGCCAUCUUUGCCCAGCUCGGCUGCCAGGUCUCCUGGCUCCUCCCGGAGGGAUCCAAGCUGGUGCCUGUGACCAAGGUGGCUGAGGUCCGGGGCCCCGCCCACCACCUGCUGCUGGGAGAACGCGUGGCCCUCAACACGCUGGCCCGCUGCAGCGGGAUCGCCAGCGCCGCUGCCGAGGCCGUGCGCGUGGCCAGGGGCACCGGCUGGACGGGGCGCGUGGCCGGCACGAGGAAAACGACGCCAGGCUUCCGGCUGGCGGAGAAGUACGGGCUGCUGGUGGGCGGGGCGGCCCCCCACCGCUACGACCUGGGAGGGCUGGUGAUGGUCAAAGACAACCACAUCGUGGCGGCUGGGGACGUGGAGCAGGCAGUGCGGGGGGCGCGGCGGGCGGCCGACUUCGCGCUGAAGGUGGAGGUGGAGUGUAGCAGCCUGCAAGAGGCCGUGCGUGCCGCCCAGGCGGGGGCCGACCUGGUCCUGCUAGACAACUUCCAGCCCGAGGAGCUGCACCCCACGGCCGCGGCGCUGAAGGCCCAGUUCCCCAGCGUGGUGGUGGAAGCCAGCGGCGGUGUCACGCUGGGCAACCUGCCCCAGUUCUGUGGGCCCCACGUGGAUGUCAUCUCCCUGGGGAUGCUGACCCAGGCCGCCCCCGCCCUCGACUUCUCCCUCAAGCUGUUUGCUGCGGGGACCACGCCAGUGCCCCACGCCCGCCGCUCCUAGGGCCGAGGAGCUGGUGUGGGACCCUCAAGGUGAUGUUUGGGUCCAGGGGCUGACAGGACACAGCACGGGCCAGCCUGGGCUCCACUCCCCUCUGCCACCUACUGCUCCUGUGACCUGGCAGGGCUGACUGCAUCGCUGCUCAACUCAGUUUCCCCUUUUAAAAUGGGUCUAAUAAAUGCUCAACCCUU
This is a messenger RNA of Lepus europaeus (European hare), 1156 nucleotides long. RefSeq names its product quinolinate phosphoribosyltransferase (gene QPRT). Lineage: Eukaryota; Metazoa; Chordata; Mammalia; Lagomorpha; Leporidae. Gene Ontology annotation, biological process: quinolinate catabolic process; NAD+ biosynthetic process. Gene Ontology annotation, cellular component: cytoplasm. The record is from RefSeq and is a predicted model, not a curated record. Gene Ontology annotation, molecular function: nicotinate-nucleotide diphosphorylase (carboxylating) activity. Bases 69 to 968 code for a protein of 299 amino acids. The transcript has 4 exons.